AGUUUGAAGAAAGAAAAUUUGUGCUUUCCCUUCGACCAGAAACAGCACCAGCUUCUCCAGAUUUCUCCUCCAUUAUAUCGAUGUUCAGAUAAGAAUUCAGAAGCAGUGUCAAUGGCGAAGAGAUCAGUAGCACUGAAAUUCUCGUGCCUUCUCCAUAAUCGGGCCCUCAACAAUCCCAUGGACGCCACAUUCCGUGGUUUUCCCCCCUCCAUCCGAACGCCGAAGCUCUCUCUUCUAUGCACACCCUUCUGCUCCACUUCCUCAUCCACAGCCGUACGCCACCUUCUUGCCGAGCUCGAUAAGGAGUGGCGUUUGAAGUCGAUGGAAUCGGAUCUUGAUGAGAGAGUGAUCGAUGUAAAUAGAACUUGUAAUGAUAGACAGAAUGGGCUCGAAAAGGCACUUUCUUUGUAUGAGGAAAUGGUUGGAAGUGGAAUCUUCCCUGAUGUAGUUACUUAUAGUUCCAUUUUAUACGGUCUUUGUAAGCAUGGGAGGUUGUCUGAAGGAAAACUGCUUUUGAGGGAGAUGGGAAAGAUGGGCAUGGAUCCUAAUGAUGUCUCAUAUUCGAUCCUUAUUGAUGCAUUGUUUAAGGCUGGGAAAAUUGCAGAAGCAUUAACGACGCUGGGUCAUAUGAUUGUGCGUGGUAGUAACUUUGAUGUGAUAGCAUGUACUGUUUUGAUUGAUGGGUUCUUCAAGAAUGGACAAACAAAGGAGGCUGAGUAUAUGUUCUGCAAUUUGUAUCAACUUAAUCUAGUUCCAAACUGUAUCACAUAUUCUGUCUUAAUUGAUGGCCGUUGCAAGUUAGGAGACAUAAAUGGUGCUGAAUCUGCACUGUACGAGAUGGAGGAGAAACGUUGUGUCCCUAAUGUCAUUACCUAUUCUUCUAUGAUCAAUGGUUAUGUGAAGAAAGGAAUGCUUCAUAAUGCAUUUAAAGUAUUAAGAAAGAUGGUACACCAAAAUGUCAUGCCAAAUAUAUUUACUUAUGCAAUUCUACUUGAUGGUUCUUUCAAGGCUGGUUGGCAAGACAUUGGCCUUGAUAUUUAUAACAAAAUGAAGCAGGGAGGAAUCAAGGAUAAUGUUUUUAUACUGGAUGCUUUAAUGAACAAUUUGAAACGAAGUGGAAGGAUGGAGGAAGCUGGGGAUCUAAUUGCAAAAAUGGUAUCUGGAGGUUUAAUUCCUGACCUUGUUAACUAUACGACUCUGAUGGAUGGGUUCUUGAAGUCUGGGAAAGAAUCAUCUGCUCUUAACCUGGCUCAGGAAAUGACUUCCAAGAAUAUCGUGUUUGAUGUUGUUGCUUUCAAUGUCUUAAUUAAUGGUUUGUUUAAGCUUGGGAAAUGCGACACAGAAUCAAUUUACAUAGCAAUGGGGGAGUUGGGGUUAUCUCCAGACUCAGCAACAUACAAUACCAUGAUAAAUGGUAAUUUUAAGAAGGGGAAUUGGGAAAGUGCCCUGAAAUUAUGGAAUGAGAUGAAGGGCAGAAAGUUGGUACCAAGUGCAAUCACCUGUAACAUUAUGAUAAGCGGUCUCUGUGAAGCUGGGAGGAUAGAAAAAGCAAUCGAUAUAUUGAAAGAAAUGGUUGCUCUGGGUUUUUACCCCACAUCAACUACUUAUAGAAUUCUACUCAAAGUAUCCUCGAAGAGUAGAAGAGCCGACAUUAUCUUAAAGAUCCAUGAGUGUUUUGUUGGUUUGCACCUUAAAGUUGAUAAGGAUGUUUACAAUAGUCUCAUAUGCAACUUGUGCAGAAUAGGAAUGACUAGGAAGGCAACUGUAGUGUUUAAAGACAUGAAGAAAAGAGGAACUUUGGCAGAUACAAGGACAUACAAUGCCCUGAUACAGGGAUAUUGCAUUAGCAGCCAUCUGAAGCGAGCUUUUAUGACGUACUCUUCGAUGUUGUCUGAAAGAGUUUCUCCAAAUAUUGCAACUUUCAAUCUCCUUCUAGGUGGUCUUUCUAAAGCUGGGUUAAUAUGCGAGGCUGACGAUCUACUUAGUGAGAUAAGGAAAAGGGGCUUAGUUCCCAAUGCUUGUACCUACGAAACUUUGAUACGUGGCCAUUGCAAGGUUGGAAAUACGAAGGAAUCUUUGAGAUUCUACUGUGAGAUGGUAAUUAAAGGAUUUAUUCCAAGACCGAGCACCUAUAAUGUUCUUMUUGGUUAUUUUUCUAAGAUGGGAAAAAUGGGCCAAGCUAAGGAGCUAAUGAAUGAGAUGCAGACAAAAGGUGUAUCCCCUACUUCUUCCACUUAUGACAUACUGAUUUGUGGGUGGUGCAAGCUGUCUAAGAUGCCAGAUCUGGACAUGGCACUAAAAGUAUCAUACCGGGCCGAGGCAAAAAGAUUAUUCACUGAGAUGAAUGAUAAAGGAUUUGUUCCUUGUGAAAGUACUGUUUUUUGCAUUAGUUCUACAUUUGCUACACCUGGGAAGAAGGCUGAUGCCCUUAUGUUAUUGAAGAACAAAUACAAGAGAAAGCGUGAGUGAGAUAUAUUUAUCAUAGGGGAUUGGAAUUCCUUCGAAUAGAUAUCUGACAUCAGUUGAUUGGAUUCACUACCUCUAUCAAUGCAACUGCGUUUCUGUGUAAUUGAUGAGGUUACAUACAUCUUUUGCCUUUCCAUCAUCAUCCGGACAAUGUUGCUCAUCACUUCUCCAUCUCAUUUGUACAMGCAUCUCAUAUGAUGUAUCUAUGAACGCCAGCCAUCAUGAUUGAGAACUGUUUGAAAGUGGCAAGAAUACUUCUUUGUUUGGUGKUUCUCUUUGCUGGUAAUGCAUGAGGUUGAAGGCAUUUCCAAAGCAUUUCAUGGACAUUUUAAAUGCUUCAAGGCCUUGACUGACUGCAUCUGAACUAAAAUGGAACUUUGCACAAUUCUCCAAUCAUCAGCUGAAAGAAUAGUAUUGUCAUCACUUUCCAAUCAUCAGCUCUCGGAAGGCUCUAGAACUUUCGAUGCCAGCUCAUCAAAUCGAGCGACCUGAAUAUCCAAAUGUUGUGUUUGUGACUGUAGUUUUCAUCUCUCUCACACUCACAAUCACAUUUUGAGAGCUUUUGAACAUUGAUCAACGUUUCGUUUUUGCAGUGGCGAAGUUUGCAAGGAAAAUAUUUUCUGAAACUGUACAGCUUGUUGAAAAUAUAUAGUGAUGGUAGAAGGAUGGAUCAUGGAUGAAUAAGAAUCAGAAAAGUGAAGCUUAUGAGGAUGACAUUGCAAUUCAUCUAGAGGAAAAUUGUCCGAUGUACCACAGCAUUUGGUUCUCAAGAAACUGUAGAAUCUUAGAAUCUUACGUGAUCAUCAUAAAAUUUGAAUUCGUUGUUCCAAAAUUUAUUUACUUUUUCACAUGUCCUAAUGUUCGAUCGAACCGCUUUCCUUCAUUCCACUCGUUCAGGCCUCUUCACAAACUGGGUCCAUCCAAGAUGGUUAGUGUAUAUAUAAUAUGUAUACAGUUAGGUAAGGUAACAUUUUUGGAAGCUUUUUACCAUUACAAUAUAAAGUUAUAGACUAAAGUGAGUAGCUCGACUCUUGGAUUGUCGAGUAAGCUAAAGCUUUUCAUUCUUGAAUGUAAUGUUUUUGAACGAUAUUGAGUUGGUUGUGUUUCACGUU
This is a messenger RNA of Momordica charantia (bitter melon), 3578 nucleotides long. RefSeq names its product PPR repeat protein. Gene Ontology annotation, molecular function: protein binding. The record is from RefSeq and is a predicted model, not a curated record. Lineage: Eukaryota; Viridiplantae; Streptophyta; Magnoliopsida; Cucurbitales; Cucurbitaceae.